AGGCAACAGUGCUGCUAGAUCACAAGCAGGCAACAUCUAGAGUUGAAGUAAAUUAGGAGCUCCUCUAGUUCAAGGUCAGAAUUUGAAUUAAGGUGCCAGAGCCAAGGGAGUUUCCUGUUCCCUUAUGAAAGGGCUUCUUGAGGCUGCAGCACGCCAGCAGAUGGUGUCUUAGAGGCAGAGGUUCUUUGCUCCGUUUAUUCCGCUGCAGUGGCGGCUCUUGCUGUGCAGCUCUUGUCCUGCACGUGCUUGGACUGGGCACACACAGCCCUGAAUUCACGCUGCCAUCCCAUUGUCCUCCCAGCUCCAGGGUGGAGCCUGCUGCCUGGGAUUUCGUUUUGGCUUUCAGCAAGUAAAGGGAUUUGGAGUCUAUCAAUCAUCUCAGAAAAAAAACCUGGCUCUUCUGUAUGCGCUGCAGUGAUACAUGCAUAUGUAUACCUAUUUAACAAUUCCUACGCUGUGAAAUACUGAAGUGUAAAAUGCGAAGGAAGAUUCGAGCCCCACGCUGCGGUCCAAGGUGCCAGCUGUGUCUCACGACACGUAGCUGUCCCAGUGCAGAACUGCUGCUUGGUAUUGCACCCGUGGCCUCAUUCUGUUCUCCAGCUUUUGUUAGCGGACAGCUGUUGCAGUUCACCUUAAAACGGGACGGUUGCAUGGAGCUGGUGGUAUCUGCUACACAGCCGGCUUGUGAAUUCACUUCUUAGCUUAAAACAGCAAUCUCGGGAAAAGCACUUGUCAGCGCUGCCGCUUUGUUUCCAUUCGACCACACGGAACGUUUCUGUUCCAGAAAGCAAACCGCGUCUUUUGGUCUGUCGUAGAAUCCGUUCGAAACACGCCAAGCUCCGACACCAUGCCGGCCUCCUCGUCCCAGCCGUGUGCGGACCACCAGGACCCUGACAGCAGCUCGGCUCCUUACCUGGGCAGCGCGCAGGAGGAGGACGCGGCCCAGAGCCUGCCCACAGCUCACGUCCGUCCGUCCCACCCGCUGAAGAGCUUUGCGGUGCCUGCCGUGCCAGCUGCCGGCUCCGCCUACGACCCCGCGCUGCCCAGCACCCCGCUGCUGACCCAGCAAGCUCCCGCCCACCCAGUUCACUCGGUGAAGACUGCAUCGAUUGGGACUUUAGGAAGAACACGGCCUCCCAUGCCUGUGGUGGUUCCCAGUGCCCCUGACGUGCAGGAGACCACCAGGAUGCUCGAGGACUCGGAAAGCAGCUACGAACCGGAUGAGCUGACCAAAGAGAUGGCCCACCUGGAAGGACUCAUGAAGGACCUUAAUGCCAUCACUACAGCAUGACCACCUUCACCAGGACAUGACUCCAGAUUGUUUCACAAGUCUUGGGACUCAGCCUUGGAACACAAGGAAUUGUACAGAAAAAAAAAGAAAUACAGAAGAAGAGGGACAGCACAUUGAGAGCAUCCCCA
Molecule: messenger RNA, 1419 nt
Organism: Numida meleagris (helmeted guineafowl)
Lineage: Eukaryota; Metazoa; Chordata; Aves; Galliformes; Numididae
Product: neogenin-like
Exons: 3
Coding region: 848-1291 (147 amino acids)
Cellular component (GO): membrane
Source: RefSeq, a predicted model, not a curated record